Molecule: messenger RNA, 2178 nt
Organism: Magallana angulata
Lineage: Eukaryota; Metazoa; Mollusca; Bivalvia; Ostreida; Ostreidae
Product: inositol 1,4,5-trisphosphate receptor type 1-like
Exons: 13
Coding region: 1-1662 (553 amino acids)
Biological process (GO): calcium ion transport; transmembrane transport
Cellular component (GO): membrane
Molecular function (GO): monoatomic ion channel activity
Source: RefSeq, a predicted model, not a curated record
AUGAUCCUUUCAAUACAAAUUGAUACUCCUUUGGCUCAGAUUGUGCGACAGGAUCGAACAAUGGAGCGAAUCGUGUUCCCAAUCCCAGACAUCUGCGAGUACCUGACGGAGGAAACCAAGACUCGCAUCUACUACACGACUGAGCGUGACGAACAGGGCUCAAAGGUCGCAGACUUCUUCGAGAAGGUUGAGGAUAUGUUCGCCGAGAUGAGGUGGCAGAAAAAACUCAGGGCCAACCCGUACUUGUCCUGGUUCAGCAGUCACAUGUCCCUGUGGAGCAGCAUCACCUUUCAGUUUGCUGUGCUGCUCAACUUCCUAGUGGCAUUCUUCUACCCAUUUAAUGAGGUCAAAAAAGAGCUGGAUCCUAAGCUGUCUGGCCUGAUCUGGACGGCCAUGUUUGGUUCCUUGGCCUUGGUUACCAUGGUCGGAGUCAAUCCCUUCGCCAUACGCACCUUUUUUAUAUCCACCAUUUUCCGGUUUAUUUUUUCAGUUGGACUUGAGUACACACUGUGGUUAUUAGGUGCAUUUAAUGUGAUAAAUAAAGGUAUAUAUUUGAUAAGUAUGAUGGGGAACCAGGGCACGUUCACCAAGCAGCCGCGGCAGGUGCUGACCGACUUUAGGUUCAUGUACCACAUCAUCUACCUGGUGGUGUGUAUCCUGGGCCUUUGUGUGCACGAGUUCUUCUACAGCAUACUGCUCCUGGAUGUGAUCAACAGAGAGGAGACACUGUGGAACGUAAUCAAGUCGGUCACCAAGAACGGUCGCUCCAUCAUCCUGACGGCCGUGCUGGCAGUCAUCAUCAUCUAUCUCUUCUCCAUCAUAGGAUAUAUCUGCUUCCAGGACGAUUUCCUGAUGGAAGUGGAGCCGGUUCCAAAGCUUAUUGCAGAAGCAGUUAAUGAAACAGCCAAUGGCUUCUGUGACAAAGAAAACUGCACUGGAGUAGAUUAUUCAGUGUCUGCGGGACAGGAAGUAGCCGAGGAUGACUCCAGAGAGGAUGGCAAGCAGAGAGUAUGUGAUUCCCUAAUUAUGUGUAUCCUGACCUCAUUGAACCACGGGCUGAGGAAUGGCGGGGGGAUCGGUGAUCUACUCAGAAAGCCAGACAGCAAGGAGAACCUGUUUGUUGCCCGUGUCGUCUACGAUCUUCUGUUCUUCUUCAUUGUCAUCAUCAUCGUUCUAAACCUCAUCUUUGGUGUCAUCAUCGACACAUUCGCGGAUCUCAGGAGUGAAAAGCAGCAAAAAGAUGAAAUUCUUAAAAAUACUUGCUUUGUUUGUGGAUUGAACCGCAGCAAUUUUGACAACAAGUCUGUGUCCUUUGAUGAGCAUAAGUCUAAUGAACACAACAUGUGGCAUUAUCUGAACUUCAUUGUCCUUGUGAAGGUUAAGGACCACACCGAGUUCACUGGACCAGAAAGCUAUGUGUACACAAUGGUCAAGGAUAAGAACUUGGACUGGUUCCCCAGGAUGAGAGCCAUGUCGCUGACCAAUGAGGACGGGGACGGGGAGCAGAGUGACUAUCGGAACCUCCAGGCUCAGCUCGACACCACCAACAAGCUGGUCAAGAACCUGUCCAAACAGCUCACCGAGCUCAAAGAACAGAUGACAGAACAAAUCAAACAGAAGAAGAGAUCUAAGUUCCUUACUUCUGCUACAAUGAACAUGUAGUCCCGGGAAGAGGAGUGGUUCAUAUCUCACUUUUACUCCAGCAUAUCAAGAUAUUGCCAAAAUCAGUGACAUAGCACUGGACACAGUGUAUCUAUUCAACUGAAUGCUCAUGUCCAGUCCAACCUAGAGUUGCCUCCCUUAAAUUCAUUCCAAUUUGCUUUUUAGCAGCUCUGUUUCAAGUCAAGGCUUUACUAGCAUUCCCUGUUGACAUGAGGUCUUUUCUUAUGAACAAAUUAUGUUGUAGUGUAGGAUGUCUGUACCCUUAUUUCCAUCCGUUCUCCUUUGUUAAUAUGUUACUUUUCAAAUGUAUAUGCAAUAUUGUAUCAUGUGUACAUUGAACGAAUUUAAUGAUCUUGAUUAUUUAUUUUUUUCUUGAAGAAAUAUUUGUUUAGUAAGUUAAAUGAUUUUAAAUGGACUGCAAUUUCUUAUUUAUGUAUUUAUAAUUGCACAUACCUGUAAUAUUGUAAGUACUAAGAAAUAUAUUGAACAUAGAAAUACAUGUGUAUUGGUCAUUUA